Molecule: messenger RNA, 770 nt
Organism: Cuscuta campestris
Lineage: Eukaryota; Viridiplantae; Streptophyta; Magnoliopsida; Solanales; Convolvulaceae
Source: the annotation of a GenBank genome assembly
CACCGCCUCCACGAAUCCGUGCGGCGGCGCUCUCCGUGGAUCCGGAUUUUUUUUGCAUUGGCAGGUCGGAUUUUACUGUCGGCGGCGGGUCGGGUCGGGUCCGAGACUCAAUUGAGGGGUGUUGAGUCGGAGAUACGGGAGAGGAAUUCUGGCCGGGGUACGGCUGUUGCUGUUGUUUCGUAGGAGGAGGAAGUCCCGGUCCAAGGUGAUGGGCGGCGGUUGGUGGCGGAAGCUGGCUUUUCCGGUGAGGAGAGUCUGGUUCGCCGUCUCUGCUCGGGUCAAAGAUCCCAAUCAUGGUGCAGGGCUACUGAAGCUGCGGGACGAUAUACAAACGUGUGGAUACGAAGAUGUGCAAGUGAUGUGGGAGAUGUUGAGGAGAACGGAUUCCGUGUUUCUAUCUCAGCCGUCCAUUUCCAGCACUAAUAAGAAGCGGAAGCAACGGCUGCGAUCUCUCUGGAGGAAUUUUUGUGUGCUCCGACCCAACUGAUCCUUACCGUGUUCCCUCAUCCAAUCUGCACCGUCCAUCGUCGCCGCUUUCUCUAAUCGCCGCGCCAUGUGUCGCGUUCAUUGUUAUUACUCCGCAUGAGUUCUUUUCUCCUUCCGUAAUAAACUUCAUAAUAAUUUCGGAUUUUUAUUUGUAAUUUAUUGUAUAAUAAUAACAAUAGGAUUUUAGCUUACUUACUUAUCCCAGAAAAUAUAUAGUUUUAUUUUGGUAUAUGGUUUAAGUAUGAAUGGAUGUACUAUUAGAGAAAUGAAAAUAUAUGAUCCCA